CUUUGCUCCGGGUCGAAGCCUACUCUGGAACCGACCUAUCGGAAAAAAGGCACCAUCCCCUCUUACUCACGGGCCCAGCAGCUUCUCCUGGUAAAGAUGCAGAAGCUGGUGUGUCGAGGAGGAAGAGAGGAGAAUGACAGCCUGCGCAACUUCAAGAACAGCUUACAGCCUGAAGAGUCCAGCCUGUCCUCAGACCCCAAAUCCAGCCCUCGCAUGUCCAGAGCUAGCGUCUUCAUCACACAGAUACUACAGUUUGUCAGCAGGGUGGAUAAUAAGUAUAAGCGUAUGAACAGCAGUGAGCGUGUUCGCAUUGUGAGCUCAGGAAACCCAACGCUGCCCAGACCAGGCUUCGAAACCCUGAGACAGGAUGGUAAGCCUUGCACCCUACACCCUACACACUAUACAAUACAGGAAACCCAAUGCUGCCCAGACCAGGCUUCGAAAACCUGA
Oncorhynchus kisutch (coho salmon) is the source of this 450-nucleotide messenger RNA. Its product is annotated as caspase recruitment domain-containing protein 11-like. The transcript is spliced from 4 exons. The record is from RefSeq and is a predicted model, not a curated record. NCBI's taxonomy places the organism in Eukaryota, Metazoa, Chordata, Actinopteri, Salmoniformes, Salmonidae. Bases 97 to 450 code for a protein of 117 amino acids.